This is a messenger RNA of Ectocarpus sp. CCAP 1310/34, 1267 nucleotides long. The record is from the annotation of a GenBank genome assembly. Lineage: Eukaryota; Phaeophyceae; Ectocarpales; Ectocarpaceae.
AUGCACAUGGCGGGCAGCUUUUGUCAUCAGCGGGAUACUACUCCCACCGCCAACUUGAGUCAUCACACCGCCUCCCAAAAUCAAGCACGUGCUUGCCCUGCCGGUUCCUGGAAUCUGUUUUAUGAUGUCGACAACGGCUAUCGGUUGCGAAGCGUGGACAACCUGUUCGUGUUUUUGAUGACGUUCGACUACUUCCAAGUGCCGUUGGAGCACCAAGGCCGAGUUUUAACUUGGGGCAUCGUUGGGGCCAUCCUGAUGAGAGGCGUGAUGAUAGCGUUCGGCGUGGCGGCGGUGAAGAGGUUUCAGUGGAUCACGGUCGUGUUUGCCGCGAUUCUGCUGGUAUCGUCGUACAAGCUCCUCGUCGAAAGCGAGGAAGAAGACCACGACCUCAGCCAAAACACGCUCGUCAGGAUGUCGAGGAGGCUCGUCGGGGCUGUCGACGAGUACGACGGUGAUCGGUUCUUCACCCGCCUUGGGGGCAAGGGGAAGACGGUUGCCACUCCCCUCCUGCUUUGCUUGGUGUGCAUCGAGCUUUCGGACUUCGUGUUUGCGGUGGACUCGAUUCCAGCGGUGCUCGGGAUUUCGCAGGCGAGGCACAUCGAUCUUCUCCCAGCUAAUUUUUCGUGGCAGAUGUGGCUAAGAAUGUCACACAAUACCCCAUCUAGAGACCCUUUCGUCGUAUUCACGAGCAAUUUAUUCGCAAUUAUGGGGCUGCGGAGCAUCUACGUGAUCAUCGCCCAGGCGGUGAGCCAACUGCCGUACCUCAAGCCCGCUGUGGCGCUCGUGCUAGGGUUCGUAGGCUGCAAGAUGUUGCUAGAGUACGUGCACAUCAACAUCAGCACCGGCUGGAGCCUGUUUGUGGUGCUGUCGCUCAUCCUUGGCGGGGUGGGGCUCAGCUUGUUAGCGCGGCGAUGUCGCAGGGCGCCGGUGGUGCGACAUAAGCGGCGAAAAAGUGGAGAUGCGCCGCCGUUGCCGGCUCGCAACGGCGACGGGGAGGGGGUGGCAGGAGACUUCUCGGGGUUCGUGUAGCGCACUGUUUUGAAAAAAUACGGACACCUGGUGUCCGCAAGACUUGUUGUUUGUGCCGGUGAUGGUGCUAGUGUUGGUAUUGACAUCGCCGUGUUUGACGAUCCUCUUCCUUGUGUGCAUGGGGCGUACAGUUGUCCGAGGUGCGUGUAAGAUACCUUUUUCGUGUUCUGUUUUGAUAUUCCUGAGAAACGGCGAAUCCGCCGGCGAAUUUAGAGGAUACACUCGGUGCAGUUCGUAG